Molecule: messenger RNA, 2230 nt
Organism: Zeugodacus cucurbitae (melon fly)
Lineage: Eukaryota; Metazoa; Arthropoda; Insecta; Diptera; Tephritidae
Gene: SCAR
Product: actin-binding protein WASF3
Exons: 5
Coding region: 259-2085 (608 amino acids)
Biological process (GO): positive regulation of Arp2/3 complex-mediated actin nucleation; actin cytoskeleton organization
Cellular component (GO): cytoskeleton; SCAR complex
Molecular function (GO): actin binding; protein kinase A regulatory subunit binding; Arp2/3 complex binding
Source: RefSeq, a predicted model, not a curated record
CGAAUAAGCUUAUCGUUUUGCUCCUCCCUUAGUUUAUCGAAUAAAGCUCUGAUUAAUGUUGGUGAAAAUUGUUAUAUUUUAAAAGUGUAUUUAAUAACAUUUUUGCUUUAUUUAAAGUAGUAAUAUUUGUGACUUUACUAUACUAAACGAUUCAAGCAAACUUAUUUUUAGAUUACUUGUAUUUGAGAUGCUUGAGUAGCAAAUUGCUGGUUAACGAGCAUUUUGCGUAUUGGAAUAAACUUUUGGUAAUUCAUAAAAAUGCCACUACCAAAACGUUCAAUAGAGCCAGUCCACGUUUCUCGAUCUGUUUAUCAACAAGAUGAACUUCAAUUCGUCGAAUUAGAAACAGUAACUAAUACAGCGCUUACAAAUAUAAUACGUCAAUUGUCUUCUUUAUCGAAGCAUGCAGAGGAUAUAUUUGGUGAAUUGGCUCGUGAUGUAGGAAAUAUUAGUAAUCGGGCGAACUCACUGCAGGCACGAAUAGAUCAUUUAUCUAUUAAAGUUACACAGUUGGAUAGCUCGAUGGAGGAUGUUCCACUCACUGAUAUAACAAGGAAAAAAGGAUUCCGAUCUACUAAAAUAUUUGAUCAAAAGAUAUUUUCUCAUUCAACCAUGCCAGCUCCUAUGCUAGAGACUUACACAAUGUGUGACAAACCACCUCCAUUGAAUAAAUUAAAUAAUUAUCGGGAUGAUGGUAAGGACGGUCUUAAAUUUUAUACGGAUCCCAAUUACUUUUUUGAGUUGUGGCGACAAGAGAUGUUAAAGGAUACAGAAAGAGUAAUGCAUGAUAAAGGAAAAAAAAUGAAUCGACCACGUCAAGACGGUGGGAAUGGUUGUGAUAACUCUGCAGGAAAUAAAAAACGGGUGAGAAAACCACAUAACACCAGAGAAAAGCAGCGAUUAAUUGCUAUUGGACAUGGAGAAACAUUGAUGCCAAUUAAUAUUAACUACCAAACCCCAAAAUCAAUUGUCAAUAUGGAAUCCGCAUUUGGCAGUGUUGGUGUUUUCGAGUCACGGCAACAUCGUCCAAGUUCCAUUGACCUUCGUAACAUCUCUAAUUCUGAACAAUCAAGUGGUGUUUUUUGUAGCCCCCAUGCACACACUACUUCAUCUAAUCUUUCGGGAGUGGUGAAUAGUGCUAUUAAUCUAAAUACAGUCGCCACAGGUAAAAAUGAAAAUGGCAUUUUAUCUAUGCCUUCCAUGCAGAGCGCAGAACAAAUGUUGGCCGUGGACAAUUUUUGUGAUGAUGAAAUGUUUAUGGGAAAUCCGAAUUGUGAACAGUCUGAUUUCUACUCUUCUGAUGGAAUGGGUACUUCCGGAAUAAAUUCGCGAAUUAAAAUUCGACCUUCACAACCUCCGCCAGCCCCACCAACAAAUGGAAGCAGAAAUGGCACGCCUGUGUCUUCUAAUGCAAAUACCCCAACUCGUAUUCGAAACUUGUCGAAUAAUAGAGACAUAUUGCCUCCACCACCACCUAUUCCCGAAGGAGUUAUGAAUAUAUCUCCACCUAGAACCAUCUCAGCAGGAAACGGAAAUGCUUCACUAGGAAUGUCUCUUCAGUUGCCUAAGAAUAAAUCAAAUAUUCGAUUGCACCUAGAUAACAAUUUCACUAAUUCAAAUCUGGCUAAUAUAUCCAGGCCAUCCAAUUAUCAGGAUUUGACUUCAUCACCACAAGCAGAAAACCAGCAUUCUAAACCAAAUUCAGCUAUAGUGGCGCCACCUCCGCCUCCACCGCCCCCACCAUUAUCACAAAGUGAAUAUAUACCUCGAGGCUCUGUAAUGGACUUAACUUCCACAAUAAACGGAGACAUACAUAAAAGAAUUCCUGAAGAAACAGUUGAUAAAAAAAAACACUUGCCACCAUUCUAUGAUUCCCGAACCGAUCUUAUGAAAGCAAUUCGUGAUGGUAUAACACUGAGGAAAGUGGAGAAAUGUGAGCAAAAGGAAAUCGAAAGGAACACGGCUUUACUUGAUGUGGCUUCUAUUUUGGCAAGGCGAGUUGCAAUUGAACUUUCGGAAUCGGAGGAGUCAGAUUCUGAUGAUGAUAGUGUAGGAUGGAUGGAACCAACGGAAAAUUCAGCAUAAAUUUUUAUAUUACAUUAUUUAGUGUAAUCGGAAUAUCAUAUGAUAAUUAAAUUUACGCGUAGACUUUUUCUCCAGUAAAAAUUAUUUGUAUAUGUAAUAAUUCCAUUUUAAAAUAUAUUCGUUAAAUUAAAUGGGAUUAAUAAUA